Molecule: messenger RNA, 723 nt
Organism: Cylindrotheca closterium
Lineage: Eukaryota; Bacillariophyta; Bacillariophyceae; Bacillariales; Bacillariaceae
Source: the annotation of a GenBank genome assembly
AUGACAGAAGGUGAGGCAUCCUCUUCGGAACCAAUCUUGAUCAUCAACGACAGGCCAAUUCAUUUGGUCGAAGGCUGGGAGCACGGAAUUGGCGGGGGACUGUGGACAACGGGCUUGGCCAUUGCCACCUACUUGGGGACGCCUCAUGGAAUGGAACAAUUGAGCACCAAACGCCGGGUCUUGGAGCUGGGGAGUGGAAAUGGAUUCUUGGGGGUUUGUUUGCUAGUAGCCAAUCCAGACUUGGAGCAGGUUGUCAUUACCGAUACAAAAGAGCAUUUGCCUCUGAUUGAAAAGACACUUCAACGAAACGGAAUUGAAAGUGCCACAAGAACAACCAUUGAUAACAAUAGCAAGGACGAUGCAUCGAAACUGUCAAGUAGCAGCAGCAAAGUUCUGGUGAAAGAAUAUCUUUGGGGACCAACUACAGCGGAAACAUCUCCAGCAAUCAAAGACAAUUCCUUUGAUUUGAUCAUCGGGUCGGACCUUGCCUACCGAAACGAAUUGCACGACCCAUUGAUUGCCUCUAUACUGGCAGCCUCCAACGCCGACACGGUGACACUGUUGGGAGUAACCAUGCGUGAUACCCGGCCCAUCUUUUUUCAAAAACUGAUUGCGGCUGGUUUGAAGUAUGAACGCUUAGCUGAUCACUUGCUCGAGAAUCUCUAUCGGGGAAAACGGUUUGGAGUCUAUGUUAUUUGUAGAGAUGACGAGAGCAGCCAAUAG